Molecule: messenger RNA, 7641 nt
Organism: Grus americana (Whooping crane)
Lineage: Eukaryota; Metazoa; Chordata; Aves; Gruiformes; Gruidae
Product: OX-2 membrane glycoprotein-like
Exons: 6
Coding region: 2719-3486 (255 amino acids)
Biological process (GO): regulation of immune response; negative regulation of macrophage activation
Molecular function (GO): cell-cell adhesion mediator activity
Source: RefSeq, a predicted model, not a curated record
CAGUCAAUAUGGUGAAUGUAUUUUUCUCAACCUCUUUGGUGGCAGAGUGCAGGCCACAGUUUGCUUUCACUUGGAGGAGCAUCCAAUGCACCUGGAACUGACUGCCCCAGGGGUGGAAACAGCCCCACCAUUUGCCGUGGAGUGAUCCAGACUGCACUGGAACAGGGUGAAGCUCCAGAGCACCUGGAGUACCUUGAUGACAUCAUCGUAUGGGUCAGCCUAGCAGAAGUCAUCUCUGAGAAAGGGAAGUCCAAAUCCUUCUGAAAGCUGUUUUCACCAUACAACAAGGUAAGGUCAAGGGACCUGCACAGGAGAUCUAGUUUUUAGGAAUAAAAUGGCAAGAUGGGCAUCGUCAGAUCCCAGUGGAUGUGAUUAACAAAAUAGCAGCCGUGUCUCCCCCAACAAGCAAAAAGGAAACUCAAGCUUUCUUAGGCGUUGUGGGCUUCUGGAGGAUGCAUCUUCCAUAUGACAGUCUGAUCGUAAGCCCUGUCUACCAGGUGACCUGGAAGCAGAACGAUUUCAAGUGGGGCCCUGAGCAACGACAAGCCUUUGAACAAAUUAAACGGGAAACAGUUCAUGCAGUAGCCCUUGGGCCAGUCUGAGCAGGACCAGAUGUAAAAAAUGUGCUGUAUGCUGCAGCCGGGAAGAGUGGCCCUACCUGGAGUCUCUGGCAGAAAGCACCAGGGGAGACUUGAGGUCAACCCCUGGGGUUUUGGAGUCGGGGAUAGCGAGGAUCCGAGGCUGCUACGCUCCAACUUAAAAAGAGAUACUGGGAGCCUAUGAAGGGGUUUAAGCCAUUUUGGAAGUGGUUGGUACUGAAGCCCAGCUCCCUCUGGCACCCUGACUGCUGGUGCUGGGCUGGGUGUUCAAAGGGAGGGCCCCCUCUACACACCAUACAGCUGAUACUACGUGGAGUAAGUGGGUCGCACUGAUCACACAGCGGGCUCAAAUAGGAAACCCCAGUCGUCCAGGAAUUCUGGAAGUGAUCAUGGACUGGCCGGAAGGCAAAGAUUUUGGAAUGUCACCAGCGGAGGAGGUGACACGUGCUGAAGAGGCCCCACUGCCUAAUAAACUGCCAGAAAAUGAGAAGCACUGUGCCCUGCUCACUGAUGAGCCCUGUCACAUUGUGGGAAAGCAUCGGAGGUGGAAGGCCGCUGUAUGGAGUCCUACACGAUGAGUUGCAGAAGGAGAAGGUGCAUCGAGCCAGUUUAUAGAGGUGAAAGCCAUCCAGCUGGCUUUAGACAUUGCCGAAAGAGAAAAGUGUCCAGUGCUCUGUCUCCAUACUGACUCAUGGAUGGUGGCCGAUGCCCUGUGGGGGUGGUUGCAUCAACGGGAGCAGAGCAACUGGCAGUGCAGAGGCAAACCCAUGUGGGCUGCCCCACUGUGGCAAGACAUUGCUGCCUGGCUAGAGAAGCUGGUUGUAGAAGUUUGUCAUGUAGAUGCCCACCUACCCAAGAGUUGAGAUGUGUACCUCAAGGGGAUUUGAUUAACUUUGAUGAAACUGAGCAAAAUGCAUCAAUGAUGGAACUAGAACUGGCUUCAGCAACUGGCGUUCAGCAACUCCCUUGAAAUCGACUUCUUCAACCUGCAGAAUGUGGGCGUGGACUGCAUCAGAUACACCAGCCAUGAGCUCCAGAUGCAGCAUGCAACAAUCCAACAGCACACACCAUCUCUCCUGCCCUGAGAUACUCUUAUGGCAGAUGGAGCCUGAAGACAUGGACUAAAUGAACUCAGCUGACAUUUUAGAGUGAUGGCCCAUGGACUAAGGGAAUGAUAUCUCUGUGUGUGUGUAUACACACACACAUAUAUAUCUCAAAGACAGGGAAAGUGGUGGUGAUUAAUUGGAAAGUGUAGGAUCUGAACGUGUCGUACAUGGUAUAGAAUAAGGGGUGGAUAAUGUCCUGGUUUCCGGCUGGGAUAGAGUUAAUUUUCACCAGAAGCUGGGAUGGGACGCAGCCAGGACAGGUGACCCAAACUAGCCAGAGGGGUAUUCCAUACCACACCACACCACUGUCAUGCUCAGUAUACGCGGGGUCUCCAGGAUGGGCUGUGUGUCUGAUCGAGUGAGCAAAUUGCAUUGUGUAUCACCUGCUUUGUACGUUCUAAGUACUGUUCUUGCUAUUUCCUCUCCCUGGCUGUUCCAGUAAACUGUCCCUAUCCCAACUCAUGAGGUUUUGCCUUUGUCUUCCGAUUCUCCUCCCCACCCCACCGGGUGAGAGGGGUGAGCAAGUGGCUGCGUGAUGCUCAGCUGAUGGCUGGGGCUGAACCACGACCUAAUGGUUUCUUGUUUCUUUUUUUUACACAUAAGAACUUGGUCUGUAUUCAUGCUUGGUAACUGUGGCGUUAUAUCAGGAGUUGUUUUAGCACAAUGUGUUUAAAAUUUAAAGGCAGGCUACUGGUUGUGUGCAUAUGUGUUGUAUGCACAAGUUUGCUGGGAAUUUGUUUCUUAAAUAGAUUUCUUUCUUUUCUCUUUCUAAUUCAUUUAUUUAUUCAUCAGUCCUCCUUUUUUAAGCUGUAUGACAACACAGAAAAUGCUUUACAGUUGAUUCUAUCUUCUAUUUUUUGCAUGUUGUGAAAAUCUUUAAAAAGUUGGGCUUUGCUUGUGUUCUUGACAGAAGACACUCUCUCAAGAAGCAUCAGCUAGUUUUGCAGACACUGGCAAAAAACCUCAGGCGUGGGUGAUGUGUUACAGAGGUGAAGCAGAUUUUCCUUUCCAAAAUGACUCUCCGAGCUCUGAUUUUGUGUCUGGCUUGUGCUGGGUUUGGAAAGGCAAAUGUGGUUCCGCAGGCUAAACAGAGAAAUGUGACGGUAGGCCACAAUGUGACUCUCAGCUGUACCCUGACAGAACCCCAGGAUGUUCUGCAAGUGACAUGGCAAAAGAACUCUGGAAAAUCACACUAUGAUAAUAUAGCUACGUACAGUAUCGCAAAAGGAUUAAAGAUUCAUGAGCCCUAUCAAGACCGAAUGAAUUUCACAAGUCUGGUACUCAAUGAGACAAGCAUCACUUUCUGGGACACUAGAAUGGAAGAUUCAGGUUGCUACACGUGCCUCUUCAAUGUUUUCCCUUUGGGCUCCUUCUCAGGACGUACCUGUCUGAACGUCUUUGGUCUCAAUGCGUCGGUCCACUACAAAAUUUCCGAAGGUCAUUUGAUCGCCAUCUGUAAUGCUGUUGGCCUCCCAGAGCCCACUGUCACCUGGAGCAACUUGUUCAAUUCUACUCCUAAACAGGAGACAGUCAAGCACAUCAAUGGGAUGGUGUCCAUCACCAGUAAACUGGAGAUCUACAACACUCAGAACAUCGCUUCGCAGGACUUGACCUGCAGAAUAAGCAAUGCAAAUGAAAAAAUAGAAUUGCCUGUGAAAAUGAAAGGAGAAGAGGGAUCUUCGUGGCUUUGGCUGGUGAUUAUUGUGGUGAUUUUAGUUGUCAUCAUAGUUCUGAUUCUGAUCAUGCUGCGCUGGAGGAAGACGAUAUGCAGGAGGGGUUGAAGCGGAACCUAGAGGAUUUCCAUUCACCUACCAGAUCACUGCAGCCCAACAGCCUGAAGUCAACAUUACAACCAGUGACUUGACUGGCUGGAAAGAAAAGCAAUCAAAGGGAAAUAUGUCACAUACACUACCCUAUCUAGAUGCCAAGUUGAUCACUGAAAAGACCAGUCCAAUAUUUGUUAUCCCAUCUAGAUGUUUAAUCAUAAAAAAUAGGACUAGAGGGACCACUUAGCUCCUUUGCUGCCAGGCAAAAUCUACUUUGCUCAUUCUGCUCUUGAAACUGCUAGUGUGCAAAAUAUAUUUGCCUUCUUCCAGCUGAGUUUUGAAAAUGUCCACAGAUGAAGGCUCUGCAAGCUCUCUGGGGAUCCUCUUCAGUAACUGCUGGGAGAUACUGAAUGCCUUCUUUGCUUCAGUCUUUACUGCUUAGGCCAGUCCUCAGGAAUCCCAGAUCUCAAAGAUAGGAGAGAAAGUCUAGAGAAAGGAAGACCUUCCCUUGGUUGAGGAGGGUAGGGUUAGAGAACAUUCAGGCAAACUUGACAUCCACAAAUCCAUGGGCCCUGAUAGGAUGCACCCACAAGUGCUCAGGGAGCUGGCAGAUGUUAUUGCUAUGCCAUUCUCCAUCAUCUUUGAAAGAUCAUGGAGAACAGGACAGAUAGGUGCCUGAGGACUGAAAGAAAGCCAGUGCCACUCCAGCCUUCAAAAAGGGCAAGAAGGAGGACCCAGAAAACUACAGACCAGUCAGCCUCACCUCCAUCCCUGGAAAGGUGAUUGAACAGCUCAUUCUGGGGGUCAUCUCUAAGCAUGUGGAGGGAAAGAAGGUUACCAGGGGUGGUCAGCAUGGAUUCACCAAGGGGAAAUCCUGCCUGACCAGUCUGGUAGCCUUCUAUGACAGCAUGACUGGCUGGGUGGAUGAGGGGAGAGCAGUAGAUGUCUACCUUGACUUCAGUAAGGCUUUUGACACUGUCUCCCAUAACAUCCUCAAGCUUAGGAAGUGCAGGUUAGAUGAGUGGACGAUGCAGUGUGGCUUGAGAACUGGCUGAAUGGCAGAGCCCAGAAGGUUGUGGUAAGCGGUGCAGAGUCUAGUUGGAGGGCUGUAGCUAGCGGUGUGCCCCAGGGGUCAGUACGGGGUACAGUCUUAUUCAACAUAUUCAUCAGUGACCUGGAUGAGGGGACAGAGUGUACCCUCACCAAGUUUGCUGACCAUACAAAACUGGGAGGAGCAGCUGACACACCAGAAGGCUGCACUGCCAUUCAGCGAGACCUGGGCAGGCUGGAGCGUCGGGCAGAGAGGAACCUAAUGAAAUUCAACAAGGACAAGUGUAAGGUCCUGCACCUAGGGAGAAAUAACCCCAAGCGCCAGUAGAGGUUAGAGGUUGACCUGCUGGGAAGCAGUUCUCUGGAGAAGGACCUGGGACUCGUGGUGGGCAACAAGUUAUCCAUAAGCCAGCGACGUGCUCUUGUGGCCAAGGCAGCCAAUGGUAUCCUGAGGUGCAUUAAGAAGAGCAUGGCUAGCAGGUCAAGGGAGGUUUAUCCUCCCCCUCUACUCUGCCCUGGUGAGGCCACAUCUGGAGGAGUAUGGUGUCCAGUUCUGGGCUCCCCAGUUCAAGAAAGACAAGGAACUACUGGAGAGAGUCCAGUGGAGGGCUACAAGGGUGAUUAAGGACUGGUGCCUCUCUCUUAUGAGGAAAGGCUGAGAGAGCUGUGUCUGUUUAGCCUGGAGAAGAGAAGACUGAGAGGGGAUCUCAUCAAUGCUUAUAAAUAUCCAAAGGAUGGAUGUCAAGGUGAUAGGGUCAGACUCUUUUCAGUGGUGCCCAGCGACAGGACAAGAGGCAACAGGCACAAACUGGAACACAGGAAGUUCCUUCUGAACAUGAGGAAAAACUUUUUCACUGUGAGGGUGACCGAGCACUGGGACAGGCUGCCCAGAGAGGUUGUGGAGUCUCCUUCUCUGGAGAUAUUCAAAACCAGCCUGGAUGUGAUCCUGUGCAACCUGCUCUGGGUGAUCCUGCUCUAGCAGGGGGGUUGGACUAGAUGAUCUCUAGAGGUCCCUUCCAACCCCUACCAAUCUCUGAUUCCAGUGCCUAAUUUUUAUUGCAGUAAAGAGCUGUUUAACUUUUACCAACAUCCGUCUACAGUUUCACUUGCAGCAACUCUGCAUUCAUUGCCCUCUUGCUUGCACCUGUUUUUCCUUCUCUUUUUCCAGCUGAUCUGACUCAUUUUCCUCAGUGAAUGGGUGAACGUGCCAAUGACUGUAUUGCUUAACUCUCUCUGGAGAGACCUGCUGGAUUCAAAACCACAGGACUCAAACCAUACCACAUCUGCCAAAAUUAUUGGAGAAGAGCAAUAGGGCUCCAAGCAGGUGACGGAUUAGAGGGAGUAGCAGCCACACUUAGGAAAGAAGAGUUACAAGUAAUUUAUUUUAUUUGGCUUUUCUUUUUAAUCCUGGGGUGUUUUUUUUAAUAUGUAAGAAAGGAGGAGAUGGAAGCAAACAGUGGUGGAAGUACUGUCAUCUCCAUCUUUCCUUUCUGUUUUGCUGUCAUUCUCUCUCUCUCUCUUCCCCCCCCCCCCCCCCCGAAACAACUCUGUUAAUAUUCCAGCCUAGCCUUUUCUUAUCUGUCAAAAUGCAUGGACUAGGUUUGUCGAUAGUUCUCAUGGUCAUCUUUUGCACUGUUCAGAAUAGUGUCCCCUGUCUUUAUCCUCUUUUUUGGUUGUGUCUUUUUAAACACAGACAAAUAGCUCUGCUGGCCAAAAGCCAUUAGUCCAUACUUGGACCUUGUGUGGGAUGUUACACCCUGAGCUAACUAUCAUGUGUCCCUGCUGUGAAUGUAAUGGCAUCAGUGGAGAAUUUUACAGAGGCAGAAUUUACUGCUUUGUCAUAGUUUUGGUAGCAAAGAGAAACACUGCACCGCUCUUGGGCUGGGACCUAACUGCUCCUGCCCCAGGUAAGGAUCGGAGCCCCUCUCCUCCCCACCGCCCCCGGUUGCUCCUCGCUGCCUGCCCAAGCCCAGUGACCGGGCUGUUUCCAGGCUGCCUGUCCCCGCUGCUUGCUGUGCACAGGCAGCAGGCUGCUCCUGAGAGCGGAGCGCUCCGGGGCAUCGCCUUGCAGCACCUCGUCGUACUUGCGGGGGGUCGGAGCCUCGCCAGGGCUCCGUGCCUGCUUCAUAGGGUGAAGGUUGCUAAAAACAAGCCUACCUCUGGGCAUACGGACUUCGUGGCCCAUUUUACUGGCAGAAUAGACAAACAGGAGGACUGCAGGGGGUCCUCUGUUGAUUUUUAUUCUGCUGACAAGUGCUAAUGUUUAAGGUGUUUCUCAGUCUUCCUUCUGUCUGAAUGUUUGUCAUCGUAUCGAGAUGACUACCAGUAUCCUCUUGUCUUUUGGGGACAAGUAGCAUUUGUUUGUGCAUCUGAAAUAUUCCAUCUUACUGUGUACCAUUUUGGAUUGUGCUUUGUAUGAUGUAUGUUUACAAACUGUCAAUCUAAAAAAAUCAAGAUUUAGCAGAUACAAGACUUAUGACUCAGUGUUCAGAACCGAUAUUUUGUUGGUUCCAGAGCGGUGGCCUCUCCAGAGUCUGGCAAAAAGUUGUGUGGGGGGUGUAUGUCCGCAUGUAUUAUUGAGGGCGUGAAGGCUGACAUUUGCCGUUACUAUUGUAGGUGCAAUUCGAAUUAUUUAUUUAUAUAUUUCACUUUUUCUAAUUAAGAAAAAAAAGUCUGAUCCAGCCAAAACACCAACUAGUCUUCUUCCCCCGCCCCCCCCAGCUCUGCUUGUUUGGGAUACCAGAAACACUUCAUUGCAAGUUGGGCUUUUUUGUAGCUUUGAUUUACACUUUGCUUCCUUUCUGUACAGGAAGUGGCACUUCAAGGGGUUUUUAAGGUAUUUGGAGUUUUUCUUUUGUUUGGCUCUUUUUUUUUUUUUUAAACUUUUGAGAUAAAUUUAUAGAAGUAUUUUUGACUACAGCAGCUGUGGUUUACUUCCAAUUUGAAAAUAACCUCAGUCAAACAAAAAAUUGUAUUUUAUAUUUUUAGAGCUAUUGUGUGUGUCAUGUUCGUUGCUUAAUUACUCUUUGUCUGAAGUUACAUGCUCUACUGAUGUAUUGACUGUCCUGUUUUCUGUAUUUGCCUUUGCUGAAAAGAAACUAAAUAAAGCGACUUUGAACA